Cucurbita moschata (crookneck pumpkin) is the source of this 710-nucleotide messenger RNA. Its product is annotated as 60S ribosomal protein L26-1-like. Gene Ontology annotation, molecular function: RNA binding; structural constituent of ribosome. The transcript has a single exon. The record is from RefSeq and is a predicted model, not a curated record. Gene Ontology annotation, biological process: cytoplasmic translation; ribosomal large subunit biogenesis. Gene Ontology annotation, cellular component: cytosolic large ribosomal subunit; ribosome. Bases 75 to 515 code for a protein of 146 amino acids. Lineage: Eukaryota; Viridiplantae; Streptophyta; Magnoliopsida; Cucurbitales; Cucurbitaceae.
UAGGUUUCCACGUCUCUCCUUCGCCCAUUCUCAAUACUCUCAGACUCAAACCGAGAGACCAAAACCCUAACACGAUGAAGUACAAUCCCAGGGUCUCAAGCUCCCGCCGCAAGAAUCGCAAGGCUCACUUCUCAGCACCGUCGAGUGUACGGCGGGUUCUGAUGAGUGCGCCUCUCUCCGGCGAUUUGCGCUCCAAGUACAAUGUUCGCUCGAUGCCGAUUCGCAAGGACGACGAAGUUCAGGUCUUGAGAGGAACCUACAAAGGCCGUGAAGGAAAGGUCGUUCAGGUCUACCGUCGCAAGUGGGUCAUUCACAUCGAACGCGUUACCAGAGAGAAGGUGAACGGCUCCACCGUCAACGUCGGAAUGAAUCCGUCGAAGGUUAUGAUCACAAAGCUCAAGUUGGACAAGGAUAGGAAGUCGCUGCUCGAUCGUAAGGCUAAGGGCCGUGCUUCUUCUGAUAAGGAUAAGGGCACUAAAUUCACCGCUGAGGAUAUUAUGCAGAGCGUCGACUAAUUUUGAUGUGGUGAAUUUUUUUGAUAGUUCUGUUAGUUCUAUCUCUUUCUCAGUUUUGAUAUAUUUUUUUUUAAUUUAUGGUUUCUUUAUUUUGAUGCGGAAAGAUGAAGACAAUGCUUUAUUGUUUUGAUGCUUUGAGUUCUACUGGAAUUUUGGUUAUUUUUCAAUGCAGUCUCAUAAGAUACCUUUUGUUAA